Molecule: messenger RNA, 1647 nt
Organism: Pollicipes pollicipes
Lineage: Eukaryota; Metazoa; Arthropoda; Thecostraca; Pollicipedomorpha; Pollicipedidae
Product: cytochrome P450 2L1
Exons: 2
Coding region: 59-1516 (485 amino acids)
Molecular function (GO): iron ion binding; monooxygenase activity; oxidoreductase activity, acting on paired donors, with incorporation or reduction of molecular oxygen
Source: RefSeq, a predicted model, not a curated record
UCGGGCAGUCUAAUGUUUGCACUGCAUUAGAGGAGCACCGUCAAGUGUGGUCGAAAAGAUGUACCUCUGGCUGGUGCUCGUCUUGGCAGCUGUCCUGCUGUGGGCCUGGAGGUCAACCAAGCGACCGGCCUGGAGUCCACACGGGCCACCACUGGUUCCAUGGGUGGGAAAUCUGCUCUCCGUGGACUUGAAGCAUGCCCACCACACUUAUGCCGCAUGGGCCAAGAUGUACGGUGACAUCUAUUAUGUCAAGAUGGGCGUCCUGCACCAGGUUGUGAUCAGCGAUCCCGACUUGAUCCGAGAAGCCUUCAGCCGACCUGAGCUCAGCGGCCGACCCGACACUGAGUUCUUCAAGUUCGUAGUACGAGGAAAGGGGCUGAUUUCUUCUCAGGGUGAGCUGUGGCAGAAGUCAAAACUUCUCACGCUUCAUCACCUGCGCAACUUGGGCAUGGGAAAGUCCGAACUGGAGGAGUACAUGCACUAUCAGAUCACCAGUUACAUGGACGAGAUUCUGGCCCCGAAUUGCGGCUCUGAGCUUGCCUUUGACUCAUCUCUGAACGUCGCCGUGGUCAACAUCAUCUGGAAGCUGGUUGCGUCGGAGGAGCUGAGCUUCACCGACACCACGGUCCUGAACACUAUCAAUAAACUUUCAGAAGGUACUGACAUUGCCCUGCGCUUGGAAAUUCUUGAUGCCGUUCCAUGGCUAAGCAACGUGCUGGCAAGCUUUGUUUUCAACAGGGCAAAGGUCGAGAAGGAAUUUGACAAUUUACUGGAGGACGCAUUCAUGCCCUCGAUCAAACAACAUAGGGACGAUCUUGACGUGUCCAGUGAGCCUCGUGACUAUAUGGAGGCUAUGCUUCAAGAGCAGCGCAAGCGACCGGACCUGCUAACCGACUGGCACCUUGUCAUCUUGGUGAUGGACCUGUUUCUCGCCGGCAACGACACGACGGCUGCGACACUGCGCUGGGCAUUCUGCUUCCUGUGCAACCGUCCGGAGGUGCAGCGGCGUCUGCAGGCCGAGCUGGACGGCCAGGUGGGCCGGCAGCGGCUGCCGUCCCUCUCGGACAGGUCGCGUCUUCCGUACGUCGAGGCCGUGCUGCUGGAGACGCAGAGACUGGCCGACAUCACACCCCUGCUCGUGAUGCACCAGUCAAUGGCGCCUGUCGAUGUCGGCCGAUACCGGCUGCCAGCCGGCGUCCAGGUCAUGGCCAACGUGCACAGUGCGCAUCGCAGCGAGCGUCUGUUCCCCGAGCCGCUGCAGUUCCGGCCCGAGCGUUUCCUGGACGCCGACGGCAAUUUCCAGCCGGAUAAGAACGUCAUGCCGUUCUCAGUGGGCAAGAGACGGUGUGUGGGCGAGAGUGUGGCGCGGGCAGAGCUGUUCCUCUUCCUUGCAUGCUUCAUGCAAACCUUUACCUUUCAUUGGCCAGAAGGGUUCACACACGACUUCGACGAAGACCCAGCACACUCGUUCCUUCGCGAACCCAAACCGUACAAGCUCAUCCCGGAAAGGCGCUGAAGCACAGGAACGGAGAGGGACAGGGGGCAGCUGCCUUCCCCACCCGAAAAUACGGGGCACACGCGCGCGCGUUUGCACGCUAUGGUACCUGUGAUCUUUGAGCACCACACGCACGUGGGGGAUUAGUGAUU